This is a messenger RNA of Andrographis paniculata, 2871 nucleotides long. RefSeq names its product mechanosensitive ion channel protein 10-like. Gene Ontology annotation, molecular function: mechanosensitive monoatomic ion channel activity. Gene Ontology annotation, cellular component: plasma membrane. The coding region runs from base 408 to 2630 and encodes 740 amino acids. The transcript is spliced from 4 exons. The record is from RefSeq and is a predicted model, not a curated record. Lineage: Eukaryota; Viridiplantae; Streptophyta; Magnoliopsida; Lamiales; Acanthaceae. Gene Ontology annotation, biological process: detection of mechanical stimulus; transmembrane transport; monoatomic anion transport.
AAUAGCGAGUCCCGGGAGCUUCUAAAAAAUACUACGAAAAAUGGACUAGUAUAUAUACGGCGUCGCUGUCUAAGCUCAACAACUCGCCAAGUUGCUGAAAACAAUAAUAUUCUUCAUUCUACAGUUAAUGGCGGAGUAGCUGUUUGAAAAUCGACCAAUUUUGAAUUUGAUCCAAGUUUGACUGCCAAUCCAGCUAAAAAAAUGUUGAAUCGAGUAUAUUAUUGCAGUGCAUUUCUGGAUUACGGUGGAUUUGUGGUGAUUGGUGACCACAAUUUGGAAGAUCGAUCAUCGGGGAGACGAGCUUCCGUAAAAUUGGGGCUAGAACUUGGCGGUUGUGAGGAAUUUGAAUUGCUAGAGGAGUGAAGGUAUCUUAUUUUUUGGCAUUUUUUUUUUUCGAUUCGGUUGCAAUGGAAAGUGAAGUGUUGCGGAAGGUGAAGGAAGGGAUUUCUGAUGUUGUGGUGGAGAUCAAAGCUCCAGGCUCCCGAGGAACAGAUCGAGCAUCGGAAUCGACAUCGGAGAUCUCUAAUCUGGAGCUUUCAGAACUUUCUGCUCCGGCGGAGACGACGAUUCAAAACAGUGCUAGGGUUUCAGUUCCAGCUCCGGCGGAUUACCCGGCGAAGCCACCGGUUGCUCCUGCCGCACGCCGCCGAUCUCUGACGAAAUCUGCAUAUUCAAAGCCUAAGUCUCGAAUCGCCGAACCGCCAUAUCCGAGCAACACGAAGAUUACAGAGAUUCCUCAAAUCGCUCCUUCAAAAUCGCCAUUAAGAAACUCACCUGGAAUUGUUUCACCUUCAAUGCCUUCCAAAUCCGAAACUCCGAAGCAAUCAGCUCCAGUAACGCCGAAAACGCCUCUGAUAUCACACGAUGAAGACGACGAAGACGACGACAAUGAGGUCUACAAAACAGAAAAUCUCAAAAUCGACAAAGGCAAACGAGGUAAGAAAGUGAAGGUAAUCGCUAUAAUCGAAUGGAUUGCGUUCAUAACCAUAAUGACUGUUUUGAUAGCAAGUAAAACCAUAAACACAUUGAAGGAUUUCCACAUUUGGAGUUUGCAGCCAUGGAAAUGGUGUGUGUUGGUAUUGGUAAUCUUCUGCGGCCAUUUGUUCACAGAAUGGUUGAGUGAAAUUCUAGUUUUCCUAAUUGAGAAAAACUUCUUGCUGAAGAAGAAGGUUCUGUAUUUCGUAUUCGGCAUGAAAAAGAGCAUCCGAAUCGUCAUAUGGCUAGCCUUGAUUCUCCUAACAUGGUCAUUGCUGAUAAAUCGAGGUGUCAAAAGAUCGAAGAACACGAAGAAGGUGUUGAACUACAUAACAAGAGGAAUCAUAUCCACUCUAAUCGGGGCAGUUCUAUGGAUGAUCAAAACUCUUUUGGUUAAACUAGUAGCUUCGUCGUUCCAUGUGAGAACCUACUUUGAUCGAAUCCAAGAAUCUGUAUUUCAUCAGUAUCUUCUUCAGGUGCUCUCGGGGCCUCCAAUGGCUGGAAUCGAUGGUUCGAGGAUCAGUGGUCAGUUGAGUUUCAACAAAGGGACAACCGGGGAGAAGAAAACAGAGGUGAUCAAUGUCGAUAAGUUGCAUAAGAUGAAAAGGGAGAAAGUUUCGGCGUGGACUAUUGGAGGGCUGAUUAAAGUGAUAAGGGACUCCGAUUUGCUGUCCAUAUCCGAGGUUCUUGACGAGAGCAUCGAAGAUGAGCCAAAAGUUAUUACGAAUGAGGUUGAGGCAAGGGAUGCUGCGAAUAGAAUAUUCAAGAAUGUCGCGAAACAUGGUCAAAAGUACAUCGACGAGGAUGAUCUUCUUCAAUUCAUGCCUAAAGCGGAAGUUGACAACGCGUUCCCGCUCUUCGAAGGCGCGGCGGAAUCACGACGGAUCAAGAAAUCAUCCUUCCGGAACUGGGUCGUAAAGGCCUACAACGAGCGAAAAUACUUAGCAGUGUCUCUAAACGACGCCAAAACAGCUAUAGAGGAGCUAAACAAGCUCGCUUCGGGGCUCAUACUCGUCGUGAUAAUCAUAGUUUGGUUACUUGUGAUGGAAAUCGCCACGACAAAAGUGUUGGUCUUCAUUUCGUCGCAGAUUCUCCUCAUAGUCUUCAUGUUCGGCAACACUGCUAAGAUGGUGUUCGAAGCCAUCAUAUUCGUAUUCGUCACGCACCCCUUCGACGUCGGGGAUCGUUGCGUCGUCGACGGAGAACAGAUGGUUGUGGACGAGAUGAACAUAUUGAGCACGGUCUUCCUGAAACCGAACAACGAGAAAAUGUAUUAUCCGAAUUCGGUUCUUGCCACGAAACCUAUCAGCAACUACAACCGGAGCCCCGAGAUGGGCGACUCUAUCGACUUUGCUGUCGAUUUUUUCACCUCAGUCGAGAGCAUUGCCGCCUUGAAAUCCAAGAUAAAAGCAUAUUUGGAGAGUAAACCUCAGCUUUGGAGCCCGAAUCACAGCGUGCAGUUAAAGGAAAUUGUGGAUGUGAACAAAUUGAUAAUGGCCCUCUACGUUAGCCAUACGAUAAAUUUUCAAAAUUCUGGAGAAAGAGGCAAUCGAAGAUCCGAGCUCGUGCUUGAGCUCAAGAAGAUCCUCGAGGAGGUCGGCAUUAGGUACCGUUUGCUCCCUCAAGAAGUUCAGCUCAGCUAUGUCAAUGUUUAGAGGCGAGGAAGCACUUUUGGACUUUUGGUACUGUCAACCAAUUAUAUUUUUAGUUCCGUAACUAUGAUUGAUUAUUGUUUUAGUUCUUUAUAUAUUUUGCCAUAGGAAAAUUUUGAAAAUUUUGAAAUAUUUUGAAUAUAGUAAAAUUUUGAAUAUUUGAUAAUCAUGUUCAUUAUUGUAUGAGUGCUUUAUGUACUUUAUUGUAGUAAGUUUUUGAAAUUUUUGAAAAAAAAAACUUAGA